AUGGCUAAUUACAAAUUAUCAGCAUUUUUAUCUGUUGCUUUAAUAUCCUUGGCAGUAUUUGGUAGCUAUUUAGCUAUUAAUGGAAGAAACUAGAUGUUAGAAAACUCAAGCAAUACCACUACAUUCUCUAAGUGGGCUUAAUGUUAUACCAACCUAAAUGCUACCAGCUGUGAAGAUGUUAAGAAUAACAGCACUGAAUUAGCUUUAUGUUACAGUGCUUCAUAUGGUGUUGGCUAACUCACUUAUGAUGGAUCAAACCAAACUACUAGUGAAUGUCAUAAUUUCCGUCAAUACUUCAAUAAUGCUACAAGCACUGAUUAUAUCAACUUAGGAGAUCACUACUUUAACUGCUUCUUAAGUGGAGAUAUUUUGAAAAUUGCAUAUGAAAGUUAAUAUUAUUAUAACUAGGUCUAUACUCCUAUUUAUAUUACCUGUGCAGGAUAUUGA
Molecule: messenger RNA, 447 nt
Organism: Tetrahymena thermophila SB210
Lineage: Eukaryota; Ciliophora; Oligohymenophorea; Hymenostomatida; Tetrahymenidae
Product: transmembrane protein, putative
Exons: 1
Source: RefSeq, a predicted model, not a curated record